UAAUAUAAGAACUAGUUCCAGCUAAACUGGUAACAGUGUGGUAAAUUGCACAAAAUGUUCGGGCUUUUAAGACACCUGUUCAAGUUGCAGUUUCUCUUCGUGGUUGUUGCCGUUUUCGCCGGAAUUUACCACGUUGAGAUCAGGCAAGUCCUGCGUCAAUACUCGGACCUCUAUCUGAACACAGCCGGCCUGGAGGAGGCCAUUCCGGUGAAGUUCCAAGCCGGGCUCUUUACACCGGCUGAACUGUUGCAGUUCGAUGGCGAGGAUGGUCGUCCGAUUUACUUGGCACUGCUGGGAUCGGUCUUCGAUGUCUCCCGGGGUAUAAAGCAUUAUGGAACCGGCUGCAGCUAUAACUUCUUUGUCGGUCGAGAUGCCUCCGUGUCGUUUAUUUCCGGGGAAUUCGAGAAUUACGACCCGGAAACGGCGGACGAUGUGCUGACCCUGAAGCCGGAUGAUCUGAUAGGGCUGGCCAACUGGCGUGACUUCUACGAGAAGGACUACGUCUACAAGGGCAAGCUCAUAGGUCGUUUUUAUGACGAGCAGGGUAAUCCAACGGCCUAUCACCACAAGUACCUAGAGCUGCUGCUGCUUGCGCAGGAAUCCAAGAAGCAGGUCGAGGAGCUGCGCUCCCGCUAUCCCGGCUGCAACAUCGAGUGGAGCGAGUCCACGGGUACACGGGUGUGGUGCACGAAUUCCAGCGGCGAUGGCAAGGAGCGCUCCUGGGCCGGGCAUCCACGAAAGCUCUACAGCCGCGGCAACAAGAGCUUCCAGUGCGCUUGUGUGCCCGAGCAGGAACUGGAUGAGAUCGAUGCGAGCGGCAAGGCAGCCAUUGGGGAUGCUAUGCUCAAACCUUACGACAACUGUGCGCCGCGGGCGCAGGAAUGCUUCUAUAGGGUAUAAGCUUACAGCUCCUAAAUGUGUAAAUACCUGUACUUAACUCGUAAUAAAGUUAGUA
Drosophila serrata is the source of this 955-nucleotide messenger RNA. RefSeq names its product neuferricin homolog. Gene Ontology annotation, cellular component: endomembrane system; membrane. The record is from RefSeq and is a predicted model, not a curated record. NCBI's taxonomy places the organism in Eukaryota, Metazoa, Arthropoda, Insecta, Diptera, Drosophilidae.